Symbiodinium pilosum is the source of this 195-nucleotide messenger RNA. The record is from the annotation of a GenBank genome assembly. NCBI's taxonomy places the organism in Eukaryota, Dinophyceae, Suessiales, Symbiodiniaceae.
AUGCAGGCUGGCUGUUGCAACAGAUUGGACAAGGAGACCUCCGGUGUCAUGGUCGCAGCCAAGACCAAAGCCGGAUUUCCAGAAAUCCGGAAGCAGUUCAACAGCGAGCACAGCCUCGAACAGGGAGGGACGGAGAAGUACUACUUUGCCCUUGUGCGUGGUCAUGUGCCUGUGGCAUGGAUUCCGGCGGUUUGA